ACGUGACAGGCUCUCAUACGGGGCACGGGCUUUGUUUAUCAACAUUGCACAGACCAAAUUCACAAGUUUCACAACGCGAAAAAAUGCCCGCAAUCGAAGCUACAAUUAAAAGCCAGGGCGCUACCGAGGCGGUCACACAAGAGGUCACGGGCAGCAAUAUGAGUGAGCUGAUUUCAAGCAUCAAAGUGGUAAAGGAUUCGUUGAACGAUCUGCUCACCGCGAUUGUGGUACGGGACGCGAGUUCGGGUAGUGCACGGAAGGAACGCACGGAAGAAGCUACAGAAGAGGGAGCAGCUGAUGGUGAAAGUAGUGAUGAACCGGAAGAGGGCGACAAAGAAUCCAACAAGCGUCAGAAGGUGUAGACCGUAGAACAGCUUUCAAAGUGCAGUAUAAAGCGAUAGCGAAGGCAUUUUUGAAUUUUACCGGUUUCAGUUGUAUGUAAGUGUGCCUUUUUGAAUUGACCAUGUUUUGAAGUAAAAGCAGGCAGCAUGCGACCGGUGCGCGCAUGUCGCCACCGACCUGCCGUUGCUAGGACGCAAUGUUCGGAGGCGUCAAACAAGUGGCUCUAAGUACGGAAUAAGAUUGCGAAAUUGUUUCCUCUAAAAUCCACAAUAAAAGUUAAGUAACGAAUUAACAUUACGCACAUCGGUAUGUGUGAUCUAUCGAAACCUAAUUUUCAUUCGACCGAAUCGUCCGAGAGUGAAGAUGUUAGCGACACCACAACGAGAGCAUCGACGACCGAAUCUCACAGUCAGCUCGGCCCGAAAGCCAUGUUCAACGAGAUGGAAAGUGGUAUGAUAAACAUCGUAAUCGAGGAAGCGACGUACAAGCUGAUCGUCAUCAACCGGGAUGGGGACAAAACGAGCGCCCCGAUCGUACGGAAGCCCCCGAUGCACGUCCGCUUCGAUCCGUCGUACAAGAACCAGCUGCUAAGCGAAAACAUGGUCGUCGAUUUGGCGAUGGGAAAAAUGAUUCUCGUAAAGCUGCAGAAUGAUAUCUCCAAUUUGCGCAAGCUGCUUUCGGACACGCACACGGAGAUGGCGGAGUUCGGUACGUUCGAGACGCUGCAAACCUUCAUGGACAACGACAUCCAAAGCGAACAGGAAGAGCUAAUUCUGAUCCGGGACAGUAUCUUGAAUGAGAAAAAGCUGAAAAUACUGCAAACCCAGCUCGAGGGCGUCAAUCGUGAGUGCAAGAACGUGCUGAAGCAGCUCGACGACGAAAUAUUCGACCUGGAGACGAAGCUCAAGGACGCACGGAUUGAGAACGACAUCAAGACGAAGCUGGUCCAGCAGUGGGAGCGUACCCGGCACGAGCAGGCGCGCAUCAUCAUCGAGGGCAAGGAGAACGAACUGGCGCACACGGCCACACAGACGAAAGCGAACAUCGAGCGCGAGUUGCGGCUGAAAAGCGAAAUCGAUGUGUACAUCAACUACUGCAUCGAUCAGAUCAGUGAAAAGAUCGCCUUCUGGACGGAUAAGUACCAGCGGGAGAUAAAGGCGCUGGAUGCACAGAUUGCCGAGCACAAGGACAAGAUCGUGAACCUGAAGGUGCAGUUCGAGGAGAUGACGAUACUGUUCAAGCAUCGCGAGAAGGAUCUGAAAAUUUGUGCCGAGUUUAUGAAGGAGCGGGAGCAGCAGCUGGCACUCGCCAACAAGCAGAUGCGUUCGGCGAUCAAGAUCCAGUCCUGGUGGCGCGGCACGAUGGUCCGCAAGGGGUUGGGACAGUUUAAGCGUAAGAAAAAGCAAAAGCCCCAGAAGGCACCGAAGAAGGGAAAGAAGGGAAAGUAAGGUGGUUGAACAUGAAUGAUAGGUAAGGCUAUCACUAUAAGGCUAUAUUUUUAUUCUAGCUAUCGAUGAUAAAGAGUUGCAACAUGUAAUUCGUCCCUUUAACUGCUUGGUUCCAGAAUGUAAAACUUCGAGGCGUUUCAAAAACCUUUUAAAAGGUAGUACUGUCAGCGCGUUGGCAACGGUCUCGUUCAGUCGUCUAAUCGAGCCAAAAAGGUUUCAUAAACGCCUCGAAGUUUUACAAACAAGUUUGUUGGAUCAACAAGACUGAACAGCUUUUGAAAUCACAACAGUAGAGUAUAUUUCCUAAGGACAGAAACACAGAAAGAACGCACCAUUAUUAAAGCAUAAACAUAAAUAAGAAAACCAUACAUGGAUCAUCUUAUUGAAUACGCAUCCUACUUCCUUUUUUUCAAUUCAAUUUUAUUCUUAUUAUUAAACCGCAUGAAGAAAACGACAAAGGGAAGUACAGCAAUACUUUAAUUUCCGACAGCACAUGUCUUGGUACGUGAAUAGGCAUGCCAUUAAAUACCCCAUAGACAUAGUGAAAUCGUAGAGGGAAGCGCAAUUGCAACUUGCAAUUAAUUUCGGGAUUUUAAGCCACCAGACGCGGUCGAUUGAUCUGCCAAUGAAGGCUACCUUCUCUCUAUCAUUAAAGAACUGAAUCCUACGUCCGUUUUUUUAUCAUUUAAUUGUGUUUUGUACAUGAUCUUUCCAAUAAUAAAAAAAAAACUCCAAGCUUUGUUUAAUACAAUUGAGAAAAGCGUUUCGUACGGAAUGCGUGGGAAACUGUGUAAAAAAUAUGCUUUUUAAGAUCCAUUAUACAUAUAAUAGUAAGAUGCAUGCAUUAUUAAAACGUCGCGGCGAGUGCAUCGGAUUGCAAACCAUAAUGAUAAAACGAGUUUUUAACGGCCAAUCAUGUAAUUGAGAUUACGUUGAAGAGCAGUUUCGUAAUCACUCUACGGAAAACGUUCAAAUCAUCUUAGGUCAAAAGCAGUGUGGCAGGAACUAUAAACACAUUUGUAAAAAAUAAUAAUAAAAAAUGUAAUUGCAAUAUUA
Molecule: messenger RNA, 2846 nt
Organism: Anopheles coluzzii
Lineage: Eukaryota; Metazoa; Arthropoda; Insecta; Diptera; Culicidae
Product: dynein regulatory complex protein 9-like
Exons: 5
Coding region: 651-1790 (379 amino acids)
Biological process (GO): cilium organization
Cellular component (GO): motile cilium; cytoplasm
Molecular function (GO): protein binding
Source: RefSeq, a predicted model, not a curated record